Messenger RNA from Bactrocera tryoni, 1296 nucleotides. Its product is annotated as brachyurin. Gene Ontology annotation, molecular function: serine-type endopeptidase activity. Bases 1 to 1296 code for a protein of 431 amino acids. Gene Ontology annotation, biological process: proteolysis. The transcript has 4 exons. The record is from RefSeq and is a predicted model, not a curated record. NCBI's taxonomy places the organism in Eukaryota, Metazoa, Arthropoda, Insecta, Diptera, Tephritidae.
AUGACUUCACACACCAACAAAGUGCCAAUGCUUCAAAUGCUGCUGCUAACGUGUCUAGUGGAGCGCUACACCGCCACCAGUUGGCGGCAAGUGAAACCAAUGUAUUUGCUGUCCAUGCCGGAACCGACCGAUGAUUAUUCUGGUGAGCCGAUGGUUUUCAGUUUAGAAGCGGACGCUGACGCAGAAGACGAUAUGCGGUUGCAUCGUACGCCCGCGAUGGAUCGUAUUUUUGGCGGCAGCGUCGCACAACGUCAUAGCUUUCCAUAUCAAGUCGGUUUGUUGUUGCAGCGGCCCAAGGGGCUGUACUGGUGUGGUGGAGCAUUGAUUUCGGAUGAAUAUGUCUUGACUGCGGCACAUUGUGUGGAUAUGGCCAAGCGUGCUUUAGUGUUUCUCGGUGCUCAUGAGAUUAAAAACGCCAACGAAAUGGGCCAAGUACGCAUUAUGGUUAAGCGUAACAGUUUCAUCAUAUAUCCAUCGUGGAAUCCGCGUCGUCUCAAAGAUGACAUCGCUUUGGUGCGCUUGCCAGUGCCUAUCGAAUUUAACGAUCGCAUACAGCCGAUUCCAUUGCCGCGUCGCAGUUAUGAGUACCAAGACUUUGAAAAUAAAUUAGCCAUCGCUUCCGGCUGGGGGCGCUAUGCGAUGGGCGCGCAUGCUAUUAGCAACGUGCUACGUUAUGUGAGGCUGCGCAUAAUCGACGGUUGGACUUGCAAACGCAGUUUCCCGCUUUCAUAUCACAGCACGAAUAUCUGUACGAGCGGCAAGUAUGCGCGUUCCACUUGCAACGGCGAUUCUGGCGGUCCACUGGUUGUACGUCGCAAACACACGAAAAAACGUAUACUCGUCGGUCUCACAUCAUUCGGAAGUAUACAUGGCUGCAAUCUCGGCUAUCCGGCGGCAUUUACGAAAGUCGCUUCAUACCUGGACUGGAUUAAUGAUGAAACCGGCAUUGAAUUGUGGCACGAAUCAUCGAACGCGAUUGUUUUCAAAAAGAUGUUAAAAGAUUACGAGCGAAAGCAACGCAGAUACAAAUACCUAAAGGAGGAUUUAACGAUGGAAGACGAAGAAGACUGGAAUGACAGCACUGAACAGAUACCCGAGUUUACACCAACACGCCUGAAUCGCCCAUCCAGGGUUGGCCGCACGUCGUAUACUUUAAGGCCGCCAAGGCAAAGGCUACUUGAAGUAAUUUACAAUUCACCACCGGAUGGUUCGAUAAGACCGGCAUUGAUUUAUAGAACCGAUAACGAACAUAAUGAUUUCAUACAUUUGCUUGUGUUCAUAAUGAAUCGUCAAUGA